Messenger RNA from Varroa destructor (honeybee mite), 5123 nucleotides. RefSeq lists its product as uncharacterized. NCBI's taxonomy places the organism in Eukaryota, Metazoa, Arthropoda, Arachnida, Mesostigmata, Varroidae. The record is from RefSeq and is a predicted model, not a curated record. Gene Ontology annotation, cellular component: nucleus.
CUGGUCGUGUCUUGCCUAUCUGUAAGUCGUAAUAAUAUAUAAUCACCUUGUGCUUGUUUGUGGUUAUAAGUGGUCUGUCUAGGCCCCGUGCUGUACUGACGAGACCCUUCAGUGAAACAUCAGUUGGGGACCGCUGACCCCGAGGUCCCGACUGCCUUGAAUCAUGUAUAACGGAGUCGGACUACAGACUGCCCGAGGCAGCGGUACCAAUGGGUAUAUACAGCGCAACCUCGGCUUUGUGAACCGCAAUCGGCAGCAAGUGAAAUACAACACUGAAGAAGAUAUCGAAAAAUUGGACCGCCAACUCAAUAGCAAGCCAAACCUUGCCAUUCUGGAGCAUAACCGCCGACGGCAGAUCGAAAUUGAAUGUGUCAAAUAUGAAGAACAGAUGAUGCAGCAAGGUUACGCUGAAGACGAGGUGCAGAAGAAGGUUGUUCGGUACCGCCAGAAACUUAUGGAGAAAUAUGAGAAAGAGGCGGAUAAGCGACCGAAAAUCGCUUUGGACGAACUUGGGAGACCACUAGCCAAGGAAAGCCACGAAAUCGCCGAGGCGAACCAGCUAAAAAAUGACAAACUCCGUGAAGCGUUCGGAAUCGACAAAGACUUCAUUGAUGGUUCGUCUUUCGAUCAGAAUGCUCGGAGAGAAAGACUUGAAAAAGAACGCCAAGAAAAGGAGCGGCAGCGUGAAGAACAGCGCAAACUUCGCGAGAAGCGGGGCUUUGUUGAUAUGGGCGCUUGUGGGGACACUGAGGAAGAGGGAGCAAGUCCACCAAAAAAGAAACAAAAAUCAGACGAAAAAAACAAAAAGUUGUCGAAAAAAUCGAAAAAGAGCUCCGUUGCGGCUGCACCAGUCAGCAGCAAGAAAAAGCGGCGAAAUUCUCCAUCGAGUUCAUCAUCUACUUUAUCAUCGAGUUCUUCAUCGGAUUCUUCUACGUCAUCGGGUUCAUCUUCGUCAAGUUCGACCUCCGACUCGUCGUCUUCAUCUUCGUCGUCGUCGUCUUCGUCAUCAUCGUCCAGUGACUCCGAAUCGGAGGAUAAUGAGGAUAAGAAACGUAGGCGUAGGAAGAAUAUCAGAAAGAAGUCAUCUUCGAAUAAGGAUAACAGCAAAUCGGCGAAUGAACAGAAUAAGAACAAGAAGAGAUCGCAUUCUAACAAAGACAAAGAUAGAAGCAAAGAAGAUCAUUUGAUUCGCAAAAAAGACGAAAUCACAGCGCAUAGUAAACUCCGCCAUGUGUCGCCUGCUAAUGGCGGUGGAAGAGGAGACGAAAAACGAAACCGACGAGUAAAUUCUGCAAAAAGUCAAAAAAGGCACAGGCGAGACUCUUCGCUAGGCCAGGAGGCCAAACGACAAGUAGAUGGUAAAGGCGAUGGCGGUCGUUCUCGCACGGAUUCAAGAAAGUCGCCUAGUCGACGUGGCGCAAUUGAGGAAGAAGUUAGUCAUUGUAACACAUGGGGUAGUUCGUCCCCCCAGGCCGAAAGAUCACGUGCACGUGAUUCGAGUGAUGAAGGCACAAAGGGACGUCUUGAUGGUACUACUAAGUCCAAGAAGAAACACCACAGUGAAAAUAAUAACACAACCGACCAAAGAAUACGAGGGGGUAGUCCAUCGCCUCACACCCACAGAAGGAGACAUUAUUCUUCGAGCGAUGAUGAGCCCUCGAGAAAGCGAGAUACUGAUAAGUCAAAGAAAAAACAUGACAUCGAAAGAAAUAAGGAAGAACGCGCCGUCGAAGAAUACCGGAAGAAAGACCGCGCUCACAGAUCGUCGGACCGAGUUAGAGAGGACCGUGAACUUCGAAAAAGGAGCAAAUCACCCCAGAUCCGAGGGCAAAGGCAAGAUUCGUCUAGUAACGAUGGUUCUGAUUCGGACCGUGACAAAUCUAGGAUACGACGUGAAGAAAAACAAAACAAAGAAUACUUGAAGAGGAAGGACCGCCAUCGGUCUUCCUCUGAUGAAUGCAGUGAGAAGUCUAGACGUGCUGUUUCCGGUGAAAGAGACGUGAGCCGAAAGCAAAAGGGGGGUCGACCUGAAACUUUGAAAGAUGAGCGGACACGAGGGAAAAAUAAGGAUUCGCGGCGAAGCUCGUCCAGCGACAAAUCCGAUCACAAAAAAGAUCAAUGGCGUGAUCGACAUGACGAGAGCUCAGACGUUGAAGAACGAGGCCGUGAUCGCUUUUCGCCGGAUAGCGUCUCAAAACGUAGAGAGAAAAGUAAUCGUCACGACUCACCCGAAAAGCUCUCCGAGCACCGGGAAAAGAACCGUCGGAAUACUACUCCGGAAAAGCGUUCAGCACGUAAGGACAAAAGCCGUCGCGACUCUUCAAGUGAUGAAAAAACUUCUUUUAACAAUAGCCAUCGUGACACAGCGCAUGAAGAUAUUGACGACAACCGUACCGAUCGACGGGAGAAACAUCACCAAUUUACAUCAGAUGAUGAACAUUCGGAUACCUCACAAAAAGGUAGUCCUAACGAAUCUCCUGAUGUGCGCUCUGACCGUAGCAAAGACCACCGUGUAUCAUCUGUAGACAGUGGAGAUGCGAAGAAGAGCAGCCAUUUUGUUUCGCCUAAGGGGGAUUCGAGCCGGAUGGAAAAGAAUACUGGAGCAGCUUCAUCCGAUGCUGAACACGAACAAAAAGGCUCACGCGAUCAGGACCGCGAUAAGCACUCGAGGAUACAUCGCUUAAAACGGAAUUCCUCAGAAGAAGCUAAAGAGCCCAGCAGGACUGAUGAGGUACGGCCAGUACAAGUCGAAGUAUUUGAAACAGUUGAAGUUCACGAAAAUCCCAAUAGGGAUCAAGAAAAAGAUAUGAAAUGUAACGAGGACAAAGAUUUGUCACGUGAAGAUGACUAUAACGUUGAGGACACGCACCCGCGCAAAGAAUCGGAGCAAGAGAGAUCGGAUAUCGAAAUGCGAGAGGUUGAACCGAAAGAACGAACUGAAACGGUGAUCCCCGAGGAGCCAAUUAUAGAAAGAGAUGAAAGGGAUGCGAAAGAAAAGGAAUCACUUCGCAUAGACGACCAGCGAGAAGCAUCUGAAGAACAACAACGAGACAAAUCUGAGGAUAAAAGUUGUCCAGAAAACAAGGCAGCGGAUCGACGGCGCAGCGAAUCUCGGAAGAAGUCGUCUAGCCCAGUCUCACCUUCCCGAAGGCACCGUAGCUAUUCUCGAAGCCCACAAAGAAAAUCAUCGCCAUCGCAUGAUGAGCGCCGUGCCAAAUCUCGAAGCCUGUCAAGGUCCCAGCAAAGACACUCCCGCGAUCAGCGGGAUCGCAGCCGCUCACGAAGCAAAAGAGAACGGAGUAGGUCUCGAGUACGACGGGAUAGGAGUCGAUCACGUGAUAAGAAGGAACGCAGUCGAUCCCGAGGCCGGAGAGACGGAAGCCGAACCCGAUUCCGAAAAGAUUUGCGGAGUGGUGGUGGUAGACGCGAUGCAAGCCGAUGCCGGGGUGGAAGGAAUAAUCGGAGCAUUUCUCGUGACCGGAGACGAUCAGUGGAGCGGCACGUUACUCAACGACGGCGAACAAGGUCGAGAGAUCGACGUCGACUAUCUCCACGUCGACGUUCACCGAUUGCGCGAUCGCGUUCUCCAAGACGCAGGUCGUUGGUAGCCAGAUCGCGAUCCCCGCGACGAAGGCUUUCCCCAGCCAGGUCUCGUUCUCCUCGUCGGCGAUCGCCCAUGGCAGUAAGAAAGCGUUCCCCGGCGGGAAGAUCCCGCUCACCGCGUAGACGGUCUCCAGUCGCUCGGUCCCGCUCGCCACAACGAAGACGGUCGCCAGUGCGACGACACGAUUUUUCGCCACGGCGACGGGCAUCACCCAGACGUCGAUCCCGCUCAGGCCGACGCACGCCGCGAAAGUCGCCUGCGAUGCAUCGUCGCUCCAUAUCUCCUCGUCACCGCUCACGAAGUCGUUCCACCUCAAACAAACAACGGCGCUCAGCAGAUAAGGUUCUUCCUAAGAGUUACCAGGAUGCCAAUCCCGACCGUAGGCAGAAUCGCUCGGAUGUAUCUUCCAGAAGGAGAAGACUGCCUGCUGCUAGAAGGGACAGUAGCAGCUCAUCGGACGAUGUCAGUGACGAACAUGAAGCUUCGGCUACAAGAAAAAGCAAGGCGCAACAGUUGGGAAAGCCGCGCCGACGUUCUUCAUCGACAUCUUCAUCAUCAUCCGAUGACAAUGCGGUGCCAGCAGCAACUAACGUAGAUAAGGACAAAGCCAAGGAAGAAGCCCCGAAAAAGCCAACGCACGACGGACCCUCAUCAACAACGUCAUCUUCAAGCGAUAAUGAGCCUGCAACUGAAGGCAACAAAAUCGAUGGCCGAAACAAAAAGGGGAGUAGAACCAACGGAAAGCCAAGAGAUCGAACCGCCUCAGCGACAAGCUCUUCUAGUUCGACUUCGUCAUCGUCAAGUUCGUCAAGUUCUUCCUCAGAGGACGACAUUAACGACGCAGGUGGCGGCGGGGACGCUGCUGUGUGUCGCAACAAGAAACACGUAAAAACCAAUAAGAAGCGACUCGUACACGCCAGCUCAUCAAGUAGCGAGGAGGAGGAGUGAGAACUACAGAUGGAACCUGGCAAAAUAAGAUCAAUUUUUCCAAGCGUGUUUUGCCGGACGCCGAUGCGGAAAAAUUAUUUCGCACAUAUAGAAAAACGAAAACACCUAUUGAAGUGUUGACCAUGAGAAAGUGGAUAGAGCGAGAGGGAAGUGUAUGCGAACGAAGUAUGGGGAAAAUUGUGAUUUCUUGCAUCGCGGCCAAGAAAGAAAACUAUAACAAUAGAAUGGUGUCUGAUGCAACUUGCCACCACCAACGGGUCAGCUGGAUCCCGGGAGAAAAGUCCCAGGUUGGCAUGGUCAAACUUCUCACCAAAUUCAAUGACGGAGCGCACAUUAGCAUGGAGCGCUGAGCAACCCGUGUCGAUAUAUAAAGGAUUUCUUUGUUUCUAUAAAAUAUCUACUGUCGUACGGUUACUACGACAACUAUUACUGUAAAGGAUCUGUAGAACGAAUAAUAAACAAUAUAAAUCUAUAUAAAUAUCUUUAACACACCGUAAAUAACAAGUAGAUAUCUUGUAUUACAUACAAAAAACACUACAUCGUACACAAACGCAUACAUUCAUGAUAAGUA